Messenger RNA from Planococcus citri (citrus mealybug), 5636 nucleotides. RefSeq lists its product as uncharacterized. Gene Ontology annotation, biological process: regulation of transcription by RNA polymerase II. The transcript has 2 exons. The coding region runs from base 617 to 5140 and encodes 1507 amino acids. The record is from RefSeq and is a predicted model, not a curated record. Gene Ontology annotation, cellular component: chromosome. NCBI's taxonomy places the organism in Eukaryota, Metazoa, Arthropoda, Insecta, Hemiptera, Pseudococcidae. Gene Ontology annotation, molecular function: zinc ion binding; chromatin insulator sequence binding.
UUUCAAACUCAAAAGUCCAAGUCUCAACUUGACCCAUUCAAUUCAAAUUCAAAUUUUAAACUGGACUGGAGAACUGAGAAGACCUUACAAAAUUGAAAUUCGUAAAAAAAUGCAGCAUCUGCAUCUGCCAUAUGUCUGCCAUCCUUUGAGUAAAAGCUGCCAAGCUGCCAGCUGCCAUCAAUCAUCACUUCAUCAGCUGAGAUCUAACUAAGAACAGAUUAUAGUUCCUAUUUGCACCACGUCACAGGAAGCGCUGCUGUUCUCUAAAUAUUUCUACCAAUAGAAACAAACAACGAGAAGCCAUAAUAAAGCGCGAUUUCCUUUUCUUUCGUUUCGUUUUGCUUCAUCUGCUCCGCUCUGAUCGUGAUAAUUUUACUAUUUUGUCGAAUUAUUACUUUAUUAGUGAAAUUUUAUUGUGAAAAGUUAUGAAAGUGCGUACUGUACGUUGAGAAUACUACACAUUCGAAGUUUUUUAUUCUAUCGUCCAUCGAUGGUAAUCCACUAGUUCCAUGAUCGUCGUUCGACUCGCGUUGUUAUUCGUACAUCAAUCAUCCGAUUCUCGCAGCAACAACAGCAGUAAACCAUUAGUAAGUUAUGUCCGAUACCGAACCCCACCAUGAUCAUUUGCACCUCGGUAGUGCUAACGCAUUUACAUAAUCUAGGUUCCAUACUCGUCGAUCGACUCGUAUCCGGUGACUCGUCAUCAUCAGAAAUGUCUUCUAUCAAACUAGCGACGACGACGGGGAUACCAAUCGGAGCAGAUUUGCUACAAGACGUCAUCAGCAGCAAUAUCCUGCAUUUCCUGGACCAAGAGUUUGGUAAAUUCGAAGAACAGGCGAAAAACUGCGACCGUUAUACCAUCCUAGAUCUCAGACUACCGGUUCGUAUAAUCGAGUUAUUCUUGAAACUGUUUCAAUUAUGUGUGGAUAAUCCAGUGCUGCGACAGAACAUCGAUAGCGUCGAACUAUUCGCGAAAAUAUUCCUGCUCAUGAGAUCGCAUUUCAAAGCCCAGUGUCCGUGCGGUUUAGACGUCGACUGGGAAGCUGAAAAAGAAUGUGAGGAUGACGACGGCGAUGAUGAUGAUGUAGACGAAGACGACGAUUGGGGCGAUUGCGGUGAAUCGGAUCCUUUGAAACGGUUUCUUCAUUUUAUCAAGCAGCAAGAGGCUAAAGCCAGUAUCGGUUUGAAAGACGCUUCGAAUAAAAAACUAGUCAAGAAUUUGAAACACGUCAGCGAUUGGUUUCUCGAACUAGAUGGUACGUUGAUCUGCGAAAUUUGUAAUUUCAAGUGCAAGAAGUAUAACGACGUAGUGGCACAUUCCAAACAACCAAGUCACGAUAGAAAUUUGGAUAUUUUCAAAGAAAACGAGUCCUUUGCCGCGUUCCCCGAUGCGAAAAUCGAAUCUUACGGAUGUAAAGCUUGUAAAUCCGAGUACAGUACGUUUAAUUCGCUGGUUAAACAUUUCGAUAAAAGUCAACAUCGAGAUGUGGUGAAAAAACUCCCGGUUGGCGUUACCGUCUCGAAAGAUGAUAAUGGUCGUACCAAGAACGAUGCUAAACCGACGAUUACGGUCACGAAAGUUGAUAAGAAUGAUGCUAAUUCGAAACCUACCAGUACCAAGACGAAUGAUUCGACCGAAGGUAAAAAAGCAGUGGUUAAAAUCAACUAUAAAGCGAAGGUUACGAAUGCUACAGCCAGUACUGUCCAGUCUACUGAUAACGUCAAGUCUCAGACGAAUAACGUAGCCAAAGUGGAAACGAAACCUGGUUCUCAAACGAAGCCAACGAACACCAAAGCUGAGACUAAACCAGUGAAAGUUUCGAAUGCAACGACAACAGUCGAAUCCAAACCACUCGCUGAUACUUCUAAAUCUAAAGUCAAACCGUCCAAACCAGAUGAACCGAAGACAGCCUCGAAUACUUCUACGUCCAAAACCAAAACCGUUGCUGCUGCGAAGAAAAAACCAGAAUACAGUUUGAAAUUCAUCGUAUCGAACGGCUCGUCGGGUAAAUAUUGCCAAAUCUGCGAUUGGGAUCUGCCAGACGAAGAAGCAAUCGUAUCCCAUGCCAAAGGGACCGAUGGAUCCGAUCACGCUAAAUUGAUGUCUGUUUUCGAAUCGAAUCAAGAAUACGUUAAAACGUCCAUCAAUUGCGACAAUUUCGUUUGCAUGUUAUGCUGCGAACAUGCCGAAGAUAUUUACGAAUUAACGUGUCACUUCAAGAGUAAAGAUCACAAAGCUACGGUUAAAUCGAAAACAGCGUCUCCUGAGGCACCAACGACGCCUAAAGCUGAUCAAAAACCAGCUGCCGGAGCUGCUGCUAAAGCUGGUCAAAAACCAGCAGCUAAAGUAACUACUCAACCAGCGUCUAAAUCUGAUCAAAAAUCAGCUGCCAAAGUUACUCCUCAACCAGCAUCUAAACCUGAUCAAAAACCAGCACCCAAAACUACACCUCAACCAGCUCCAAAACCAGCACCUAAACUCACCUUGAACAGUUUGAAACUGAAGGACAGUGAUAGUAAAUUCUUACGUCAGAAAUCGAAUAAAAUCCAAUGUAUCGUUUGCGACGUGACUCUAAACGUAUUGGGCGACGUUACCGAACACUUUAACGACCAGCUGCAUUCUCAAAACGUGUCGGAAUUCACCAAACACGAAGAAUACGUAGAAUUACCCAACGCUAAAGCCAGCUCGUUCAAUUGCUUGAAAUGUAACUCGGUUUUCAACACGUUCGUCGAUAUUCUCACCCAUUGCAAAGAACACAUCGAACCUCCCAAACCAACCAACCCACUCGACUCGAUCAAGUUGAAAAAAUCCGACGAAAAAUUCAUCUCGAAGGGUAAAACGGAGAAAAGCCUGAAAUGCAACCUGUGCGACAAAGAACUACCCACCGAAUCGGCCGUUAUCUCGCAUACCGGUAGCUCGAACCAUGUGAAAAAUUACAACAUGUUUAUCAAGAACGAACCCUACUGCGUAGCUAAUAAAACAUCUUGUUCGUUAUGCGAGCACAACUGUCACGAUCUGGCUGCUUUGGUUAAGCAUUUCAAAACCGAUACCCAUCAGAAAACCGCCGUCAAGGGUAAAAAAACCCAAACGCAGGCCCCCAUUCAUAUACCAUCUUACGCGAAGCCUAAAUUAGACCAGAUUGUCGAUAUCCCUGAGGUGAUCGAUUCGCCCAAGAGUUUAGCACCGAAGAAGAGUAAAAAAAUCGAGGAAGGUUCGGUUCGUAAAUCUAGACUGCAGCUUUUAUCGAUGGGUGAUUUGAAUUUAGAGGAGUUAAUGUCCUACGAGCAGUUCCCGAUGAAGAGACCAGAUAAUAGUUACGUGAUCGCUAAAAAUGAUCUUUUUUAUUGUCGUAUUUGCGACGUAGAUCUACCAGCUGCUGAAGUAGCCGCUCAUAUGAACGGUGCCAGUCAUAGAAUUAACGUAGAAGUGUUCGAGUCUUUGCAAUGUUACGUUUUAUCGACACCUGAAUCGGAAUACGUUCAAUGCACGAUGUGUAAAGUAACCUUCGACCACGUGCACCAGCUGGUUAAACAUUUCCGAGAAACAUUACACGGUAAACCGGUUAACCUUGAGAAACCCAAACCAUCGGUACCUGUUCCUCCCACUGAAGAUCAAGUUGAUACGUCUGAGCAGCAACAGAACACCCCUACAGAGGCUGAAAUACCCCCAGCUUGCGAUUCUGAUCCAGCUCCGGCCACCGAUGUGGUCGAAAACAAAGUCGAAGAGGAGAAAUCUAGUCCACCGCCGCCGAAACCCGUUAGAAUACCGAAAAGCGAUCGUAAACAUAUUUUCAGACUGGGUGGAACGCUCGUACAGUGCAAUCUUUGUAAUACGAAACUAGCCGAUAACGAAGCUCUCGAGGCACACGUCAAUAAUCUGAACCAUAUAAAAAACUCGACCGUUUACUUGGAAAACGAACAGCUGAUUAAGCAGUUGGACAGCGUCGGUUCAUUGUUCGAGUGUACGUCGUGUGCUUUUAACGGCGAUCUCAGCAAAGUAAUUAAACAUUGUAAGAAAAAGCAACAUUUGGCUGCUAAAGGAUGCAACGUCGAAGAUAUCUCCGACGACGAGAUGCUGGAAGACGACGAAGACGACGUUGAUCCUACGAUAAACGAGUUCGAUUUCAAAUGUAUCACGAUGAAGAACGGUAUCGUCAGGUGUAAAUUAUGUCACAAUAAGUUAACCGGAGUUAAGAACUUAUUGGAGCAUAUGAAUAGCGAAAAUCACAAGAUGUCUUCGGAUAUUUACAAGCAAAACGAACCGUUCAUCGAACAAUUCGACGAACUAGAGUUUAGCUACAAAUGUAUCAUUUGCGAGGUGAUUUUUACUCGACUCGAUACGAUGAUCAGACAUUUCACCGAAGAAGGUCACGUUCCUAUAAACGAUACAAACGAAUCACCACCUACUGCCUCGAAUAACGAUAUUGGUGAUCGAUUCGAUGUAACGUCCAGUGAUUUCGAAUGCUACCUGUGUUCGGUAACGUUCAACGGAUUUGCUGCUCUAUCCAAGCAUUGUUAUUCGCCCCAACACGAAGUCCUCAAAAACCUGAUCCAAUCUGAUCAGAACGAGAUCCCUUAUAAUAUCACCAUCGUCGACUACCAGUACCAUUGCAACGCUUGUAAUAUCCGUUUACUCAAUAAAGCCCUCAUGGAGAAACAUCAAAGUAAAAGGAUCCAUAAAGAUUCGGUUACGUUCUACAAUCGAGAAGUAAAUUCGUCCAAUGUGAUCGAAAUCGUCGGAUACGAGUACCUGUGUAACUUAUGCUGGUUCCCGAUGUACAGCGCUGCCGAGUUAGCCAAUCACGAACGCAGCAAUACGCACAAAAGUGGUAAAAACUUCGACGAUGUUUGGCGUUUCAACGAGCGACAUUUGAUUAUGUGCCAGAGUAUGUAUAAAGUGCGAUGUAAACUGUGCGAAAAAACUAUCGGUAUCGAGAAACUGAUUAAACAUUGUACAUCUCGAGACCAUCGAUUGAAAUUUAUCGCUAAUUAUUCGGAGGAAAGUUCCCAAGAUCGGUUUAUCGUUUGGAAAAACGCGUCUCAGUAUUGUACCCUUUGUGAUUGUAAAUUAAUCAACGAGCAUAAUUUAGUCAACCACGUUAAUAGCGCUAAACAUAAAUUGAAAUUGUUACAAAAUUAAUUACCCGAGUAUCGGAUGUCGGUUCUUCAUUUUGAAUUAACCGGUCGCGUUGAUUAUUAGUAAUGUACAAUAAUGUACUAUUUUUCCCCCCAUUUUGACCUCAUCAGUAUUUUUUUCCAGAGUAUUACAAACGAUUUGAAAAUUUUGUCAGAUCGAUUAUGAGACAUCCGGUACUUACGGGUGUUGUAACAAUUUCAAGAACUGAUUUUUUUUUUUUUCAAUUUGUUAUGUUUUCCUAUGAUUUUUUGCGACGUUUUAUUGUUCCUUCAUUGGUAUUGUAGAUUUAAGUCGUGUUAUUAGUAAUUUAUAUAAGAUGAAUGGGUUUUCUUACGACGACGAUUCUGUUGAAAGUAUUAUUCUUACCAUUAGGGUUCUUGAACACAUUUUUUUUUUCAUUUUUUUAAUGUUUUCAAUUUAAUUAUACUAUUUAUAGGUACGAGUUUAAACGUUAUCCGUCAUGUUUUUUAAAACUAAAUAUAUUUUUCUCAAAUUUUUC